AUGUUCGUCUCAGAGAAAGACAACCCUGUUGUCGGUGUGCGCGGCAUCAAGGGCGAGGUUCCGGAGACGACCUUGAUCAACAUCUUAGUCAUCAUAACCUCCUGCCUCGGCGGCUUCACCUACGGCUUCGCAGCCAACGCCGCAUCCGGCACGCUCUCCCAAACAACCUUCAUCGCCAAGUUCCUCAGCGGCCCCGACUCAACCGACAUCCAGGAUGGCCUGCUCUCCGGCUUCCUCGGCGGCGCCUUCGUCGGCGCAAUCCUGCAAGCCCCCCUCUCCACGAAACUCGGCCGCCGCCCCGCAAACAUGGCCGCCGCCUUAAUCGUCACCAUCUCCGGCGCGCUCCAAGCCAGCGCCGUCAACAUAACGAUGUUCAUCGUCGCCCGCAUGAUCUGCGGCAUCGGCGCGGGGAUGGUCUUCGCCAACACCCCCGUCUACCUCGCCGAGGUAUCCCCGCCCCAUACACGGGGGAUCCUGGUCGGGCUCAACGGCGUGAGCGUUGUCACAAGCUACAUCAUCUGCGCGCUGUGCGCGCUAGCCUUCAGCUUCGUCACGAGCGAUGUCCAGUGGCGGCUGGUAUACAUCGUGCUCACGGCCAUCGGCGUCCUGCUCUUCGCCUCGCUGUUCUUCAUCUUCGAGUCCCCGCGCUGGCUGACGGAGGUGGGGCGCGACGACGAGGCGCGCGCUGUGCUCGAGUACCUGCACGGCACGAAGAGCGACCGUGGCGCGAGGUUCGCGCACGCCGAGGCAAAGCAGAUCAAGGCGCAGGUUGAGGCUGAGCGGACCGCGGGGCGCGGGUAUGUGCAUAUUGUGAAGAGCGCGAGUCAUCGGAAGCGGGCGCUGUGCUCGAUUCUGCUGUGGGUUAUGGGGCAGGGGACGGGGAUCACGGCGAUUGCGAAUCUGAUUCCGACGCUGAUGGGGACGUUGGGGUUUGGGACGACGAUGCAGCUGGGGCUUGGGGUUGUGUGGACGGUUUGUGCGGUUGUUGGGUGUGGGAUUAAUGUUUUGUUGCUGGAUCGGGUUGGGAGGGUGAAGUUGCUUGUUGCUGGUGGCUUUGGUAGCGCCGCGAUGAUUGCCAUCAUGGGCGUUCUCGAGAAGUACUACCUGAACAGCACGUAUACGCCCGGAGUGAACGCAGCCGUGGCAUUCUACUUCAUCUUCGGCGCGUACUUCACCUCCACAAUCGAGUGCACGGCGUAUGUCUACGCCGCCGAGAUCUGGCCUACGCAUUUGCGCAGCGAAGGGUCCACCAUCGCCUUUGCCAGUUUCUUCGGCAAUGCGGUCGCAUACACGGCGCCUGUUACGACGGCCCUUGCGACUAUCGGCUGGAAGUACUACAUGGUUUUCGUGGCUGUGACGGUCGUGUCGACGGUCAUGAUUGUCUUCUACUUCCCUGAGACCAUGGGGCUGAGUCUGGAGGAGAUUAACGCCAAGUUCGGCGACCGGGUCGAGCUGGACUUGAAAGAUGCGCUGGAUGCUGAGGGGCCGAUGAGCUCAAGCUCUGACUCGGCGAAUGUGUGA
This is a messenger RNA of Aspergillus mulundensis, 1521 nucleotides long. RefSeq lists its product as uncharacterized. Gene Ontology annotation, biological process: carbohydrate transport; transmembrane transport. The record is from RefSeq and is a predicted model, not a curated record. Gene Ontology annotation, molecular function: carbohydrate:proton symporter activity. The coding region runs from base 1 to 1521 and encodes 506 amino acids. Gene Ontology annotation, cellular component: membrane. Lineage: Eukaryota; Fungi; Ascomycota; Eurotiomycetes; Eurotiales; Aspergillaceae. The transcript is spliced from 4 exons.